GCGAGUCGCGUAACCACCAUCGGAGCUCCCUGGCGUUAGUACCGUAACUGCCACUGACCUUUGCUGGCUUUCAGCAACUGAGGUGCUUCUGGGCGAACCUGCAAAAGCUCCAACCUCCAAAACCGUCACCUGAACAACAUAACAACCUCCAAACAACCGCAGCCAGCUCAUCCACUUUUGAUUUUGACAUUCUGCUCACGACUGGAGCUCAAGUUCCUGUCGCUCAAGCAAACUCGGUGACAAAACUUGAACAUUUCUUGCAGCAGCGAACGCCACCGCCGCGUCCACCUACCCCGGCCAGCCCAACCGACCUUGGUUUCCCCUCCAACUGGACCCAUCGGCUCCGCGAAUCCUCCCACCUACAACCAUCACGGCCAGUAAUCAUGGCGCAAGAAAGCGACCUGUCCAAGACGGCCGAUAAGGGCAAGGGAAAGGCCGUCGAUGACGAGAAGAAGCACCAAGAUGUCGAUGGAAAGACCCCCGCAAACGGAAAGAAGGAGGAGGAACAGAAUGCUUCCGAGGAACUCAGUGAAGAGGAUCAGCAGCUCAAGAGCGAGCUUGAGAUGCUCGUUGAGCGGCUAACGGAAUCCGAUGCGACCCUCUACAAGCCGGCCCUCGAGGCCAUGAAGAACUCUAUCAAGACAUCCACAUCCUCCAUGACGGCGGUACCGAAGCCGCUCAAGUUCCUGCGCCCGCAUUAUGAAACCAUGACGAAACUCUACGACGAGUGGCCCGCUGGCGAUGAUAAGUCAUCUCUCGCAGAUGUUCUAUCGGUGAUCGGUAUGACAUACUCGGACGAGGACCGCCAGGAUACUCUGAAAUACAGACUUCUUUCCCCAACACAGGACAUUGGCUCGUGGGGUCAUGAGUACGUUCGCCAUCUCGCCCUCGAGAUUGGCGAGGUCUACGCCAAGCGCAUAGCCAAUGAUGAGCCGACUCAAGAGCUGGUCGAUCUUGCCCUGGUUCUGGUGCCGCUCUUCCUCAAGAGCAACGCUGAAGCCGAUGCCGUCGAUCUGAUGAGUGAGCUCGAGAUCAUCGAGGAGCUUCCCAAGUUUCUCGACGAGAACACCUAUUCGAGAGUCUGCCUGUACAUGGUCUCCAUGGUCAACCUCCUAACCUAUCCUGACAACGAGACGUUCCUUCGCGUGGCGCACAGCAUCUACAAGAAAUACAACCAGCACACCCAAGCCAUGGUGCUUGCGAUUAGACUCAACGAUCUUGGACUCAUCGAGAAAGAUUUCGAGGCGGCGGACGAGGAUCCUGCGCUUCGCAAGCAGCUCGCUUUCCUUAUCGCGCGCCAGGGCAUUCCAUUGGAGUUUGAAAGGAGCAAUGAUGACGACGAAAAGAUCUACGAGUGCCUUUCCAACCAGAAGCUGUCGGAGUAUUUCAAGUCGCUCGGGAAGGAACUCAACAUCUUGGAGCCAAAAACGACUGAGGAUAUUUACAAGAGCCACCUCGAAAGCAGCCGUGUUGCUGGUAUGACCAACUUUGAUUCUGCCCGACACAAUCUUGCCGCCGGCUUCGUCAACGCUUUUGUCAAUGCCGGCUUUGGGAGUGACAAGAUGAUGCUCGUUGGUAAAGACAAGGACAGCUGGGUGUGGAAGACCAAGGAUGAGGGUAUGAUGUCUACAGUGGCGUCGCUGGGAACCCUGCUCCUUUGGGACGUCGAGAACGGUCUUGACCACGUCGACAAGUAUACUUAUCUCGAGGAGGAGCAAAUCCAAGCUGGCGCAUACCUCGCGAUCGGUAUCAUGAAUACUAACGUUAGGACGGACUCCGAGCCCGCGAUGGCCCUGUUGGCUGAUCCCGACAAGCUUGCGCACAAGAACCCGCUCAUCCGCGUAGCUACCAUUAUGGGUCUCGGACUGGCAUACGCAGGGUCCUGCAAGGAGGAGCUUCUCUCGUUCUUGGUCAACAUUAUCAGCGACCCUGAGGAGAGCAUGCAGGUGUCGGCUAUGGCUGCCCUGGCCUGCGGUAUGAUCUUUGUCGGCUCCUCCAAUUCCGAAGUCAGCGAGGCCAUCGUGACUACCUUGUUGGACGAAGAAAGUGGAAGCCGCCUCAAUGACAAAUGGUCCAGGUUCCUUGCGCUUGGCUUGGGUCUCCUCUAUUUUGGUCGCCAGGAACAGGUGGACGUUAUUCUUGAGACGUUGAAGGCGGUUGAGCACCCUAUGGCGAAGCCAACUGCUGUUCUUGCUGAGAUUUGCGCCUGGGCUGGCACCGGUGCCGUCCUCAAGAUUCAGGAGCUCCUUCACAUUUGCAACGAGCACAUUGAGGAUGGAGAGGAGAAGAAGGGCGAGGAGUUGCUUCAGGCCUAUGCCGUUCUGGGUAUUGGCUUGAUUGCCAUGGGCGAAGAUGUUGGACAGGAAAUGGUUCUCCGCCAUUUUGGUCACCUUAUGCACUACGGCGAAGCUAACAUCCGACGAGCGGUGCCGCUGGCUAUGGGUCUUAUCAGCCCCAGCAACCCUCAAAUGAAGGUUUACGACACUCUGUCACGGUACAGCCACGACAAUGACAAUGAAGUGGCCAUCAACGCCAUUUUUGCUAUGGGUCUCCUGGGUGCCGGUACGAACAACGCUAGACUUGCCCAGCUGCUCCGUCAGCUGGCUAGCUACUAUCACAGAGAUCAGGAGUCUUUGUUCAUGGUCCGUAUCGCACAAGGUCUCUUGCACAUGGGCAAGGGCACUCUUUCCGUCAGCCCCUUCCACACAGAUCGUCAAGUGCUUUCAAACGUGGCGACGGCUGGUCUCCUCGCUGUCUUGGUCGCCAUGAUUGAUGCCAAGCAGUUUAUUACAUCGAAGUCUCACUAUCUCCUCUACUGGAUUGUGACAGCAAUGCACCCUCGCAUGCUUGUUACCCUGGAUGAGGACUUGAAACCUUUGACAGUGAACGUUCGUGUUGGUCAGGCUGUUGAUGUGGUGGGUCAGGCUGGUCGCCCCAAGACCAUCACUGGCUGGCAGACCCAGAGCACACCGGUACUGCUGGGCUAUGGUGAGCGUGCUGAGCUUGAGGAUGACCAAUACAUCAGCCUUAGCAGCACCCUUGAGGGUCUCGUCAUUCUUCGCAAGAACCCCGACUGGGAGGGCGAGAAGUAGAGGGGCUGCAGGUUGGGCGAUGUAUAGGGUUAUGUGGUUCGGUGUGUUUUAGAACGUUAGGAGGGAUCGUCAGGAGGAGAUGGAAGUAUUCAUCGAGAGAGCCAAAGAAAGGGCGGCUAAGCAGACACCACGCACGUGCAUAUGCAGUAGAAAAGCGGACUAUAUCAUUCAAACUGUGUUACAAGGUUCCCAACGGAUAUUCAAGGUAGCAUUUCUGGGAAUUCGAUUGCAAAGAUUGUACAAAGGGGUCUUGUGGUUGAUGCAGUGUGGAUGGAAGAGGCCGAAGCCCCUUCAUUCCACUGCAUUGGAUCUUUACACGCAGUCCAGCUGGUAACCUAUUGGGAUUAGGGUGCUGAAAUCGUCGGCUACUGCGUUCUGCUUCUUUCUCCACUUUUCCUUUUUUUUUCUUUUUUUUGUUUUUCCUCUCGUCCAUAAGAAAGGUUCAAGUUCUGUCGUUGCGGCCCGGUGACUCACUGUACGUAAUCGUAAGUUGUUUUGGUGCCGAGGCUAUCUGGGGAGUCAGUGGCGAGUGGAUGUUGUUGAUUUGCAUGUUGUGUCGAGUGUGGCCUCGGUGUUAACAAAUAGGAGUCUCCGAAAAUCGAAUAGUACAGCAGAA
This is a messenger RNA of Neurospora crassa OR74A, 3708 nucleotides long. It is a transcript of the gene rpn-1, whose product is annotated as 26S proteasome regulatory subunit rpn1. The record is from RefSeq and is a predicted model, not a curated record. Lineage: Eukaryota; Fungi; Ascomycota; Sordariomycetes; Sordariales; Sordariaceae. The transcript is spliced from 4 exons. Gene Ontology annotation, molecular function: enzyme regulator activity. Gene Ontology annotation, biological process: proteasome-mediated ubiquitin-dependent protein catabolic process; regulation of protein catabolic process. The coding region runs from base 384 to 3092 and encodes 902 amino acids. Gene Ontology annotation, cellular component: proteasome regulatory particle, base subcomplex; proteasome storage granule; nucleus.